CAGGCCCCGCCCACGGGGAGCGUCGCUGUGGCCCGAGGUCGUGGACUGGGACCAUGGCGCGAGCGUCUGCCCCGGAGGUGAUCCGCGCGGCCCAGAAGGAUGAGUAUUACCUCGGCGGCCUGCGGAGCGCGGCGGGUGGCGCGCUGCACAGCCUGGCUGGUGCAAAGAAGUGGCUGGAAUGGAGGAAAGAGAUCGAACUGCUCUCAGACAUUGCCUACUUUGGCCUCACUACAAUUGCAGGCUACCAGACACUUGGAGAGGAGUAUGUUGGGAUCAUCCAAGUGGACCCGUCCCGGCGACAUGUGCCCUCCGGGUUCCGUCGUGGAGUGCUGGUUGCAUUGCAUGCUGUUCUACCGUACUUGCUGGACAAGGCACUGUUGCCACUGGAGCAGGAGCUGCAGGCCAAUGGCGAUGGUACACGGACCUCACAGAGCAGCCUGGUGUCUGGUGGGCGUAGCUGGUCAGGGGCCCGGCGCUGGGUGCGUCACCACACAGCCACCCUGACUGAACAGCAGAGGAGAGCACUCCAGCAGGCGGUUUUUGUCCUUAGACAGGGCCUCGUCUGCCUCCAUCGGCUCCACAUUGCCUGGUUUUACAUCCAUGGUGCCUUCUACCACCUGGCCAAGAGGCUGGCAGGGAUCACGUAUCUUCGCACCCACCGCCUGCCUGGAGAGGACCCGAGGGCUCGCACAAGCUACCGACUACUGGGGCUCAUCUCGCUGUUGCACUUGGCACUUUCCAUGGGGCUACAACUGUACAGUUUUAGGCAGAAGCAGCGAGCCCGGAAGGAGUGGAGGCUGCACCGAAACCUCUCCCACCGCAGGCGUUCCCUGGAAGACAGAGCUGUUUGCAGAACCCCACUAUGCACCCUAUGCCUGGAGGAGCGCAGACACUCCACAGCCACACCCUGUGGCCACCUCUUCUGCUGGGAGUGUAUCACAGAGUGGUGCAAUACUAAGACAGAGUGUCCCCUCUGCAGGGAGAAGUUCCCUCCCCAGAAGCUGGUCUACCUGCGGCACUACCACUGAUCAGCAGCAGAUUAUCAACAGGAAGUGGAUGGAGGAAGCAGUUUAUCCUGAGAAUCUGGUUGCACAGAAAUUAUGGGCUUCAGGCCCCACACUCACCCAAGGCCAGGACCUCUCCUGAGACCUGACACCUACUUCCUGUCUUAGGAAAAUGUCUUCAUCUUAGCCUAACACUGGUGGCAGACUGUUUCCUUUUUUACAUUUAUGGGGGGGGGGCACACAUGCAUUAUGUAGAACUCAAGAGAACAACUGGCAGGAGUCCUAUCUUUCCACUGUGGAAUCAAACUCGGGUUGUCAGGUUUGGCACCAAGUACCUGUACUUCUGAGUCAUCUUGCCACCUGGCAGAGCCAGCUUCAAUGAGAAGCUUUCUACAAACCAACUCCCACAUACACUCAGACACCCAUCCCUCUGAAGGAGCAUGAUGAGCCUCCCUGCAGACCCAAGUGGGUGCCUGCUCACCCACAGUCCUGCUGUGUCUGGCUCCCUCCUGGCUUGUCUCCAGCUUGCAACCCUGUACUUGACAUUUCCAGGUUUUUUUAAUUCAUGCCAGAAACAGCGGGGCACAUCUUUAGACUAAUUCCACAGAAAUGGAACUAAGGAUUUCAUUGAACUGAGUACAGUAAAAGAACCUUCGGGCUAUAACUGGUCAGUGGGGCUGAAGCCCAGCAAUCAGCAAUGGUGUGUGACAUCACCAUGUUCCCAGUCAACUUGUUGAGAACAGGGGUCAUACCUCUUGGACCACUCCUGGUACACAGCAGAUUCACAGACCCCCCCACAGGACAGUCUCUGUGGGAACCUGGAACAUGACCAUGCAGGCAGCACCUCAUCUGUAAUUCAUACUGCUUUGGCCAGAUACAUCUAACGUAUCACACAUUGGGCCUGAGCACUAGUGAGGAAAACAGCAUGGAAAGUGUGAACAAAGCUGUCCAGAGUUAGAACCCCAGGUUGCUCUGUGCCCUCCCACAGCUGUAGAAAGCUGAGCUGCAGUGACUUGUGCUAUAGACUACACAAAUAGGGGAUAGUUCUUUAAUAAAGUCGGGAUUUAAAAGUUACUUAGUAAAUGUUAAGACUAUUAUUUUUAUCACAUCAAAAAGUUUGACAAGUGGCAGGUUCUGGUUUCUCUUUAGAAAGUAAAAAGCCUGUGUCAAACCCACAAAUCUGGUGUGCUCUGGCCAGUUCUGUUUCCUUCAAGGGGUUUUUACAUGAGAACAAGUUUAAAUUAGUCAAAAGCGAAACAAACUCAAGGUACCAAAGGAAUGUGUCAACAUAGUCUCAAACAAUUAAAAUAUAUAUAUUUAUAAUCCCAGGCCCUCAAAAGCAAUCAUGGCAGUUAAGAACAAAGUUUUGAGUCAUUAUGAUAGAGGCCAACUUGAGAAACCUCUCUAGGAGAUGAGAUUCAGAAACUGGCACGAGAACCCCACAGUUACGUGAAAAUCACCUUGAAGUGUUACAUUCUUCUUCACACACAAGCACCAGGCUGGCACGUCCCUCUGGCACGGAGAUGGGCCGCGGCGUGGUCAGGAAGGCAGCUCCCCAGAGCUGCACUCCCAUCCUCCCUCCCACUCCCUUCGGCUGCCACGGGCCUGGCUUCCCAAGCCUGUGGUUCACUACAACUCUGUCCAUUUGAAACACAUGAACAUCACUGAAAAAGAAAUCAAUGCAAUUUGGUUUAAAUGCCAGUUUCUUCAAGAACCUGAUAUUUCAGACACAAAUCACUGA
Nannospalax galili (Upper Galilee mountains blind mole rat) is the source of this 2745-nucleotide messenger RNA. RefSeq names its product peroxisomal biogenesis factor 10 (gene Pex10). The coding region runs from base 54 to 1028 and encodes 324 amino acids. NCBI's taxonomy places the organism in Eukaryota, Metazoa, Chordata, Mammalia, Rodentia, Spalacidae. Gene Ontology annotation, cellular component: peroxisomal membrane. Gene Ontology annotation, molecular function: zinc ion binding. Gene Ontology annotation, biological process: protein import into peroxisome matrix. The record is from RefSeq and is a predicted model, not a curated record. The transcript is spliced from 6 exons.